AUGUUAUUUUGGUUACAGGUAGUUUUUUGUUCAACUCCAAUAUUAGAUUUUAAUUUUUUAGUAGAUCUAGAAAAUUCAUCAAACUACUUAAAAGCAUUUGAAAACAAAGGAUUAUGUGAAAAUGAAGAGAUACAACGAAAGACUCAAGAAAUGACUAAAACAGAAAAUAAAUAUUUAGAUGAAAAUCCAUUUGAUUCUAAUUUGCUAAAUGAUUUGGCAGAUUUUAUAGAAGAAAAUCUUAAUAGUAUGUAUAAAAAUGUUGAUUAUGAGUUAUGUGAUUCUUUGUCAUCAACCACUGCAGAGAACAGUUUGGUGCCACCUAGUUGCACAAGAAGUACACUUAUUACUAAUGUAUGUAAAAACCAAUGUUGUGCGUUACAAGAAUCAAGAAAUGACGCAGCAAGUCUUAAAGUUCCAAACAGUAAUGAAAAUGAUACAGCAGAACACUCUUACGUUAAUACAUCUUGGAAUGAUGAUACUAAUUUAUUAUUACAAAAAAAUCAAAAUGAUUUAAUGCAAGAUCAAUAUGCUAACUCGGAAAGUAACACUUUUUUACAAAAAAAUAGUAAUGUUUUGAUUUCAUCAAGUCAACAAACUUACAACGUCGGGAAUAAUAGUAUAAAUUUACCAAGUGCUGUUCAAACAGAUGCUUUAUUUAAUGUUGAUAUUUUAUCUACGAUUAAUAACCCUGAAAGUGGUUAUUCUUUUAAUAAUGCUUACAGAAAUGAUAUUGACGUAAAAAAUAAAGGGAAAAGACCGAAAACUAACAAAGUAUCUAAUAUACAAACAAAUGGUAAUGAAAAGGCUUUGAAAUCUAAUAAAAAAAUAAAGACUAGUAAAGCAACUCUAAAAAGUCGAUUUACAGCUAACGAGCGCGAACUUUAUAAAAAAUACAAGGAAUCCGAAAAAAAAUUUAGAAAUUUUUAUAAACGUAAAAUCAAAGAUCGAAUGCCGCAAUUUAUUAAGAAACUUGAAAUAUCUAAUCUUUCCGAUGAGUUGAAACAACGAUCAAUUUUUGCUCUAAAAAAUCUUUUAAGUUUUUUAGAUACUAUAAAUGCAAUUUAUAUUAAUACGUGGAAAACUAAAAAAAAGGAAGAUUUUUUAAACUCAUUAAAUCUAGCAUGUUAUCAAUUUAGCAAGUAUGCAGACGUGUAUCAAAAACUUUUAAUUUUUAAGUUGAUUUGUAAUAAUUUACAUAAGGUUAAUGAUAGCGAUUUUUGUAAUUUUUCUAGCUGUGAUUUUUAUGAAAUUUUUCAGUUUCUAUUUUCUGUUGACAAAAGAGUCAAUUCAUUUUAUAGUAGACUAAAAAAAUUAAGGGAUGAUUUUAAAAAAAAUGAUCAACAUUAA
Molecule: messenger RNA, 1347 nt
Organism: Vairimorpha ceranae
Lineage: Eukaryota; Fungi; Microsporidia; Nosematidae
Exons: 1
Coding region: 1-1347 (448 amino acids)
Source: RefSeq, a predicted model, not a curated record